AUGUCCAGUGAAAUAAAAAGUUUAUUGCUUUGGAAUUAUUUGGCAGUUUCCUUUUUUUUGUGGUACUCAGAUGCGAAGCCUGAAUUAGGUGCCGCUCAUCUUCUUUUAAUUGCUCCUCUAGCUCAAAUAUUUAUAUCAUUAAUGAUUUUCAUAUCAUCAUUAUCACUAAUAAUAACAUCACUUUUGACUAAUUUCUGGUAUGAAAGUUAUCCGAUUUAUAAGAAUAGCGAUGAUGAUAAACAAAAGAACAAUUUCGUACAUUGCGGUUUAUUCAAUGGAGUCCGUCAAUUAGAUUGGGGCCUUGGACCGCGUUAUGUUCCAUUUUCAGGCAUUGGUCCAUUGUUGAAAGUACCAUGGAUUUUAACAAUAUUUUUCAUUGUUGUUGGUAUAUUAUGGAAUAUUGUUGGAAUAAUUGUUGCAUUAAUGAAUACCGCAAUGAAAGAUCGAAAUACAGUGAUUGCUAUUUCAUAUAUGUUGGCAACAAUUUUAUUUUUAUUACAAUAUUUCUUUUCUAUUCAAUAUAAUGUUUUAUUAAAAGAGCAAAUUGAUAACGGAUUUUCCUCGUCUAAACGAACAAGGCUAAGUUUUUCAUUUUAUUUAAAUAUAUUUGCAAUAAUUUUAUUACUUUUAUCAACUAUUUUAUCAUUUAUUACAAAAAAUAGUGGAAAUGAUAGAAAAAAAUGCGAAACAACUGUCACAAAAACGGAUUUCACUCUCUAUUAA
This is a messenger RNA of Dracunculus medinensis (Guinea worm), 723 nucleotides long. The record is from the annotation of a GenBank genome assembly. Lineage: Eukaryota; Metazoa; Nematoda; Chromadorea; Rhabditida; Dracunculidae.